Molecule: messenger RNA, 1857 nt
Organism: Odontomachus brunneus
Lineage: Eukaryota; Metazoa; Arthropoda; Insecta; Hymenoptera; Formicidae
Exons: 3
Coding region: 290-1213 (307 amino acids)
Source: RefSeq, a predicted model, not a curated record
GGCCGCAGUGUACACGGAGCCGCGACUACGUUUCGUCCGUUUCGCGCGAUUCUCGGUCGCGAAAACGAUAUCGAUCGGUCGCGAAAACGAUAUCGAUCUUCGUGCGCGUGCGCGUACCCGCGAAACACGAAUGGAUCGCACGUCAAACGCACAGUGAUCCCUCAAACUCUCUCUCUCGCUGAAGGAUCGAAGGAUUUCACGAGAUUCCGCGGGAGCAGGUGAGGGCGAGGUGCUGGGUCCUGGGAAAUCGUAUGUUUCUUGUCCUGUCGCGAGUCUUCCAUUCUUCAGUAUGUCACGGAAGAACGGUGCCUACGUUAGCGCGCUGCUCGUCCUGCUGCUCGAGCUGACAGCAUCGACCGUGGUCCUACCGAGGCCACCCUCGUCGCUCAAUCACAUCCGCCAUGAUCAGCGGGAGUUGUCCGCGCGGAAGGCGGUCCAGGGCAAGUCUCUGCACGGCGUCUCGCGGAACAUCGACGCGGGGAGACCCGAUACGGAGGACUACAGACUCCUCGAGAUCGAGUUGCAGAGCGCGGAGGAAAUGGACGCGACGAACCUGCAGGGUCUGGUGCGUGCGAUGCUGAAGCAGCAGCAGCAGCAACAGGGCGAACAAACGCCCAACGAUAGCUACCCGAAUCCCGAGGUGAUCCCACACUCGAUUCUCGGCGUGCGGGACAUAGGACUAGGUCCCAAUUAUCGCGUGGACACCUUCGACGACGACAAGCGCGUCUUAUUGAGCCCGCCAAAGUUGCAAAGCCUCGACGAGAAGCUCUAUUACCUAAAAAGCGGUCGGCCCAAGGUUUACGUGAACGUGCGAGGAAAUAGCGGCCGCAAAGGAGAAUCCGUGUCGCCGACCGCAACCCCGAGCGAAGGCCCGGCGGGGUUCCUCAGGGUAACGCGACCCUUCGAGAGACAAACCGACCGGAAAAUACGGGACAAGAAAGCACCGCCUAAAAAAUUCGACCGCCGCGUUGACGGGAUUGUUUUGGAAAACGAGCCGGUCGGCAAAGUGAACGAUCAAGGAGCGUCUUAUGGAGCAGACGACCUGUCGACCACAGAGAACUCGUUGGUCACGUCCAGCGAGCUGCCGAAACAGAUACCCGCGCCACCCAGCAAAGUCCGGGGACGAGUGCUGAUGGUGCAGACCACGCCAGUGCAGAGGUACGCGCUGAGAAGGACGGACAUCCUGCCAGGAUACAGCUUCGCCGAUGAAUGAACGCGCGCGAGGACUCGCGACGUUGGCUCGUUUCGUGGGUUCGAUCGCGAUUUCUGCGUGGACGCGCGACACAACCCUGAAGAUCCUCGGCAUGGUUUUUGUCCGAGAGCGCGAGAAGAUGCACCGACGACGAGCCGCGGAACGGAAAAUCAAACGUGCGCGAUGGGAACGCAGGAUUUCCGAGCGAGCCGACGUUCUCGAGCGGACGUCGCGGUAUUUUUGGAAACCAUGACGAGGGGCUAGCUGUGAUUGCACGAAAAAAAAGAGAAAAAAGAAAACACGUCUCCGCACUCGACGUGAGUUCAACGCGGUUAGCACACGUUGAAUUCUCGAGACGCCGAGUACAGGCCUCGGGCUUAAUUUAUGCUGAGCAUAACAACUUAGGGUAAAGAGCGCAUAACUCGUUAUUUAUAUAGAUUAAUAUAUGCUUUUGUAAUAUAGAGUCGACUAAUAUAGAGUUAAGAGAGUACAAUAAUAUAUUAACUUGCAGUUGAGCAAUAAAUGAACGAGAAAGCGAAUGUCCUUGUCUGCGCUGUUUUGGCGCUGUCCGGUUUUCAUACUCGACGAAAAGUCGAAUGACAAAGCGUGCAUUGAGAAUUCAUAUUGAACGCGAGUCGCGGAAAUAGUGACAUCAACUCACCUGU